Messenger RNA from Tribolium castaneum (red flour beetle), 1465 nucleotides. Its product is annotated as short stature homeobox protein. The record is from RefSeq and is a predicted model, not a curated record. NCBI's taxonomy places the organism in Eukaryota, Metazoa, Arthropoda, Insecta, Coleoptera, Tenebrionidae. Gene Ontology annotation, molecular function: DNA-binding transcription factor activity, RNA polymerase II-specific; sequence-specific double-stranded DNA binding. Bases 62 to 1210 code for a protein of 382 amino acids. Gene Ontology annotation, cellular component: nucleus. Gene Ontology annotation, biological process: regulation of transcription by RNA polymerase II. The transcript has 5 exons.
AAUGGUGAUUUCAGUUUUCAUAUGAUCACCCAAAAUAUAACACAGAUUAUCGACCAUUAUCAUGGAGAAAUUAACACAAUUCGUGUCUAAGUCUUUCGAAAAUAACAACACAACGGUGAGUGAGCAGUGUCUCAACCUAACUUCAAACAUCAAAACUUCACCAACUAUUAAAAUGGAAGAAGAGGUAAUUUCGCAAGAUGACGCAAAACGACCCAAAAAUUGGCUCAUCUCAGAUUUGCAAAAAAAUACUCAGUCUUUUGGCAUCGAUCUGAGACUCAACAAUACACCGAUUUUCUACAAUCAAGACAAAACUGAAACACAGAGCGAACAAACAGCCGUCGUUAAGUGGUUUGAAAACAAUUCUGGUGUUAAAACUCCCUCACCAAAAAACAGUUACUGUUCUUCAUCAUCACCCAUUGAUCUCGAGGACUCGAAAUCGUGCCCCGAAACUGUCGCGAGUGAAAAAAAUGACGACGAAAAACAGGAAGUGAAUAAAAGUGUUCACACUGACGAUAGGAAAUUAUUUAUCCUUGGUGAGGAUCAAGAAAAGGUCAGUGAGGACAACUUGAGCAAAAGCCGGCAUUCAGUUCUGGGCAGUUCUGGUAAAGCUACAACAAAACAAAGAAGAUCUCGUACAAAUUUUACUUUAGAACAACUCAAUGAGCUGGAACGAUUAUUUGACGAAACACAUUAUCCUGAUGCAUUCAUGAGGGAAGAGCUCAGUCAAAGGCUAGGCCUGAGUGAAGCUCGCGUCCAGGUAUGGUUCCAGAAUAGAAGAGCUAAAUGCAGGAAGCACGAAAGCCAAAUUCAGAAAGGAAUGAUGAUGAACAAUCACAGCCCAUCUUCGAGUACCCCGCUAGAGCCUUGUCGUGUUGUCCCCUACAUGAACGUGCCUGCUCUGCGACGUUUAACUUUAACUCCCGGAUCAGUGGCUUUAUCGAAUUAUGACCGCUUGUCCUCUACCACAUUUUCGCAACCCGGAACAGCAUUUUCAGCUUUUGAUCCUGCAUUUAUCACGGCCGCCCAUCAGUAUGCUGCUGCUGCUGUGGCCGUGGGAGGCAGUCCUGCGAGCAUCCUUUGCCACCCUCAAUAUCCUUUGGGGUUUGCUGCGUUGGCGGCAGCACACAAGAAUUCAAGUAUCGCUGAUUUACGAUUAAAAGCAAGGAAACACGCCGAAGCUUUGGGAUUAACAACAGAGAAGUCGACAUAAUUUCGGAGGGAAAACGGACACAAUCAUGUAGAUAUGAUUUAAUUUAGAUUACAAAUUGAUGUAUUCGUUUUGACCGCUUGUUUAGGAAUUCAAAAAUUCUAAAAUGUUUCGAAAAUUAAUUACGCUGGAAUUUUCUAUAAGAAACUAUAUUUGUAACUCUAAGUCUAAGAUUUAUAAAAUCUGUACAUAAAUGAUCUGUAAAUUUAUUUGUACAAGUAAACAGUGUUAAGUAUAUUAAAUAUAAAAUUACUUAUA